AUGAGUGAUCCAGCAAUGCAUCCAUCAGGAAGUCUGGCUUUGCCAGAGUUCAUCGAGAUGCUGGAGUGCCGGGAUGAUGCGAGUCGGGUAGCAGCCCUUGAGUUCGUCAACCGUGGGGUCUUUGAGACGACUGAUGAGAAUGAAGCCAAGACGCUGUUCCGUAGAGUCAUCUCGAUGCUAGGUGACCCCGCUUGGGAGGUCAAGAGAGCUGCAAUCCAUUUGCUCUCCGAGCUGGCUUCACAGUUCGACCGCGGCACUGUGCAGAGCCUGAUCCGAGCGCUCUCCCACCCCGACCCUGCAAUACAGAUGACGGUUGCUUGCGUUCUGAGACAUGUGGAGGGUGCAGAGGACCUCUGCCAUCUCCUAGAUGACCGGUCGACAGUUGAAGCGGCUGUGAGUCACCAAGGGGGACUCCUGGAGUUCGCUGGUGCAAGCUUCCGGGGAGGCCGGGACAUUGUCCUGGCAGCUGUGAGGCAAGAUGGGCAGUCGUUGAAGUAUGCGAAUCCCAACUUGUGUAGUGAUGAAGAGAUCGUGCUCGCCGCGGUCGCCCAGAGUGGAGCGGCGGUUCACUUCGUCAGCCAGGAAACCAUCGCCAAGCACGCAGGUCUCCGCGCCCUGCAUGAGGGACGAGGUCUCGCCUUGUAUGGUGACUACCUGGUACUGGAGGUCCUCUGCAAGGGUACCUUCAGCGAAGUAGCAAGAGCCGAGCACGUGCGCACGAAAGAUGUCGUGGCCAUGAAGAAGGUGUCGUUGGACCGCAUCCGAGCCGACAGGGUGCGGGAGGCGGCGCUGCUUCACAACUUCAGGCAUCCCAAUGUGGUGCGUCUGCUCGAUGUGGAGGUGGUCUGUAGUGACAUUCGGAUGGCCUUCGAUUUUCACCCGACGGACCUUCACAAGGUGCUCAUGCUGCAUGUGCAGAGUUCCCACUACCUGCCAAUUGAGCAAGUUAGACAAUUCUCCGAGGACAUCCUGAAUGGCCUGUCUGCAUGCCACACCAGGCACCUUCUUCACCGAGACCUGAAGCCUCGGAACAUUCGCCUGGGCAUCGACGGCGUCCUGAAGAUAGCAGGCUUUGGCCAGGCGCGGGAGUGUUCUGAGCAAGCGUUGACGCUGGAAGUGGUGACGCUUUGGUACAGGAGUCCAGAACUCCUCCUCGGUGCUACAAGUUAUGGAUUUGAAGUGGACUGCUGGUCGGCAGGCUGCAUUAUCGCGGAGAUGUGCACCGGCCGCCCAUUGUUCCCAGGUGACUCCGAAGUUGGCACGUUGUUUAAGAUCUUCCAGCUGGUGGGCACGCCGUCAGCAACGAAUUGGCCACAGGGCACGCAGCUCCACCAUUUCCGACGCGCAUUCCCGAAGUGGCCAGAGACUGGACUGAAGCCCAUUUUCGCUGUGCGCCCGGAGCUUUAUGCUCAUGGCGGCGAUGAACUCCUCAGCGGCCUGCUGUGCCUGCAGCCUGACCGACGUCUAUCAGCAAGACAGGCACACGGCCAUCGCUUCUGCAGGCAAUGA
Molecule: messenger RNA, 1509 nt
Organism: Symbiodinium natans
Lineage: Eukaryota; Dinophyceae; Suessiales; Symbiodiniaceae
Source: the annotation of a GenBank genome assembly